Molecule: messenger RNA, 1269 nt
Organism: Funneliformis geosporum
Lineage: Eukaryota; Fungi; Glomeromycota; Glomeromycetes; Glomerales; Glomeraceae
Source: the annotation of a GenBank genome assembly
AUGGAUAGUUUUUUAGUUUCUUCUUCAGCCAAGUUCGCUUUAACUACCACACCUGAAUCCGCUCAGGAUGCAUGCAUCCCUAAAAGAACACAAACACCUAUUCUUGAAUCUUAUCCAAAUACUUUAGCACAAUCUACUGCACUUUACAAUUCUGAUUCAAAUUUAUCUCUUCGUAUUACGGCUGGACCCGUUCCUCUUUCAGAAUCUCCACCUACCACGCAAAACAUUGCGGGUGAUCCACUAAAUUUGGGUCCAAUACGGAAAUCAGAGGAGGAAAUUCGACAAAGCUCCAAAAGAAUCCAAAAUUUCUAUAGAGAUCAAAAUAAAACUAUUGAUAGUUAUCUAAGCCCAAUUGAUAAUAAACAAAGCUCCAAAGAUACGUCAAACAACUUGCUAAGACUUAAAAUUGCUGUCAAUGGUUCUUUAGCAGCUAAUAUAAUUUUAUUUGGACUUCAAUUAUAUGCUGCCAUUACUUCAGGUUCACUGUCACUAUUUGCAACCAUGGCCGAUUCUUUUAUGGAUUUAUUGUCAAAUAGUAUCUUAUUAUUUGCUGGUAGAAUAGCUAAUGACAAAAAUAUUUUACAAUAUCCAACUGGCAAAUCGCGAAUGGAAACUGCUGGAAUCAUAGUAUUCUCUUCACUCAUGUGUACGGUAUCUAUAGAAUUAAUAAUAGAAGCUGUCAAAGCACUCAUUGGACGUGAACGCGAUAUAAAGAUUCAUCCGUUAGCUAUUGUCUGUAUUGGCGUUGCAUUAGUCACAAAGUUUAUACUUUUCCUCUAUUGUUUCUUUCAACGUAAAUUUCCUAUUGCACGAAUUCUUGGUCAAGAUCAUCGAAAUGAUUUAAUGAUUAAUUCUUUUGGUUUGACUAUGACAUUAUUGUCUGGAUAUAUAAAUUGGUGGAUGGAUCCUGUUGGCGCUAUUAUUAUAGCGUUAUUGAUUCUAAGGAGUUGGAUAACCACCGCAUAUGAGCAAAUUCAGUUAAUUGUUGGUAAAAGUGCAGAACCUGGAUUUUUAAACCGUGCAACUUAUAUCGCAUUAACGCAUCACCCAAAAGUUCUUCAAGUUGAUACCUGUCGGGCUUAUCAUGCUGGCAACAAUCUUUUUGUAGAAGUUGAUAUCGUUAUGGAUCGUGAAACCCCACUUUGGGAAAGUCAUGAUAUCGGUGAAAGCCUUCAAGUUAAAUUAGAAAAACUAAUAAAUGUUGAAAGAGCAUUUGUGCAUGUAGAUUACGAGACUAGUCACAAACCAGAGCAUCAUAAAGAAGAAUAA